AUGGCCAGCACAACCACACUCACCCCUCUGACGCAAAUCGCCUGGGCUCAAGACAAACCAUCACUGCGCAUCCCGACCACUGGCGGUCGAUCGCCCGACCAUGUAGAUCUUGCCAACGCUGUGGCGACAUUGAGAAGAACUCAACAAAAUGCUGGUCCAAUAAGCAGAUCGCGGCAAUGGCUCGGUGCCAAUACUACAACCGACUGUGUAGUUAUGGGCAAACCACCAGCCUCAAAUCGGGACAAAACCAGACACGACAGUUUCAACCGCUGCUUCGAGCCUACACCAAUCCGGCUCUGUGUUAUGAUUUUAACGAUCGACUACCACACCGAUGGCUAUUUCUGCCCUGUCUGUCCCAGUGGCCACAAAUUCACCACCAUCCAUUUUUACUGCAUCAAACACAAGUAG
Messenger RNA from Sphaeroforma arctica JP610, 408 nucleotides. RefSeq lists its product as hypothetical. The transcript has 2 exons. The coding region runs from base 1 to 408 and encodes 135 amino acids. NCBI's taxonomy places the organism in Eukaryota, Ichthyosporea, Ichthyophonida. The record is from RefSeq and is a predicted model, not a curated record.